Molecule: messenger RNA, 4917 nt
Organism: Orycteropus afer afer
Lineage: Eukaryota; Metazoa; Chordata; Mammalia; Tubulidentata; Orycteropodidae
Gene: KIF14
Product: kinesin family member 14
Biological process (GO): microtubule-based movement; regulation of protein localization
Cellular component (GO): adherens junction
Molecular function (GO): microtubule motor activity; ATP binding; cell adhesion molecule binding
Source: RefSeq, a predicted model, not a curated record
GCCAAAAUGUCUGUAUGUACCACUCAUAAUCAAAAUGACAGUGAUAUCCUUGAUAUUCGUUCUUCCCAAAAGAAUUCAUCAUUGAAUGUCCUCUCCCACAGUAGCCAGUUUAAGCUGCAUUUGAAAUCAAAUAUGUCAGAAUGUGAAAAUGAUGAUCCAUUAUUGAGAUCUGCAAGUAAAAUUAAAGACAUAAAUAGCACUUAUGUUAUUUCUGCCUAUAAAAAAGCAGGAGAUCUACCUCUAACCCCUAAACCUGUAGGUAGAUUAACACUUCAGAGAAGAGUUACAAGGAACAAAGAAUUAUCUUUGCUUGGUGGUGAGUUGGGAGACACUACUGAAAAAACAUCUGAAAAACGUCUUACGUUACAACGUCGUGAUAAAGCAGAUUCUGGGGAAAAAUGGAAAACCAUGCAGAAAAUGGGAGGUGAAGCAGAAAAUAAUGGAGCUUCACAGGAAACUAGUAGCAAUGUAAAGAUUGUAAAUACUGAUAAGAAUGCUUUUGUUGCAUCUUCUGUAACUUUAGCUGAAGACUCAAAAAACAUUGAAACAAUGACUGAUAAAAAAUACAGAGAAACAUUUUCUGUCCCUAAUGAUGGAAAUGAGAAUGUUACACUUAAGUACUUAAGUAAUAGAACACCCAUUGGUUCUGGGAGUCCUACUGAAGUUGUUAGAUCAGGACACUUGACAACAAAACCUAUGCAGAGCAAGUUGGAUAUCAAAGUAUCUGGAACAGAAAAGCUGUGUCAUAGAAGUAUUGGGAAGGACAUUGCGAAAAAUUCAGUUAAUAAAUUGGGAACCUUAGAAAAAGGAAGAACUCCCACAAAAUGUAUAACAGAACACAAAUUGACACCAAAGUAUAGUGUGCCUCCACCUAAGAGCCCAGCUGUGUCAAUACUGAAAAAUAGGCUGCCCAGCCUUCAGGUUAAACAAAGGCCAAAAAGUUCUCUACUAGUACAUAAAAAUGAAAGGUCACAAGAAAACAUACUUUCUCCUGAAGAAACCACAGCUCAGAACACCUAUACAGAAACACAUGCCUUAAAAGUAGAGAAUAGUCAAGUGACGGUGGCAGUACGCAUAAGGCCUUUCAGCAAGAGAGAAAAGAUGGAAAAAGCAUCCCAGGUUGUCUUCAUGAAUGGAGAGGAAAUAACCGUGCAACAUCCUGACAUGAAACAAGUUUAUAGUUUUAUUUAUGAUGUUUCAUUCUGGUCUUUUGAUGAACGUCAUCCUAAUUAUGCUGGCCAAACAACUGUUUAUAAGACACUAGCAGUACCACUCCUAGAAAGAGCCUUUGAGGGCUACAAUACCUGUCUCUUUGCUUAUGGUCAGACUGGCUCUGGAAAAUCAUAUACAAUGAUGGGAUUUAAUGAAGAACCAGGAAUAAUUCCAAGAUUCUGUGAAGAUCUUUUUGCUCAAGUAGACAAAAAACAAACCCACGAGGUCACCUAUCACCUUGAAAUGAGCUUCUUUGAAGUAUAUAAUGAAAAAAUUCAUGACCUUCUGGUUUGCAAAGGUGAAAACGGGCAGAGGAAGCAACCUCUGAGAGUACGAGAGCAUCCUAUUUCUGGUCCUUAUGUUGAAGCACUGUCAAUGAAUGUUGUCAGCUCUUACUCUGAUAUCCAGAGUUGGCUAGAACUGGGAAAUAAACAGAGAGCAACUGCUGCUACUGGUAUGAAUGAUAAAAGCUCCCGAUCUCAUUCCGUUUUUACCCUGGUUAUGACCCAGACCAAGACAGAACUUGUAGAAGGGGAAGAACAUGAUCACAGAAUCACGAGCCGCAUAAAUCUAAUAGAUCUGGCAGGCAGUGAGCGCUGCUCUACAGCUCACACUAGUGGAGAUCGGCUGAAGGAAGGUGUGAGUAUUAACAAGUCCUUGCUAACUUUGGGAAAGGUUAUAUCUGCACUCUCUGAACAAGCGAACGGAAAGAAAGUUUUUAUUCCUUAUCGUGAAUCUGUUCUUACAUGGCUGUUAAAAGAAAGUCUGGGUGGAAAUUCAAAAACUGCAAUGAUUGCUACGAUCAGUCCUGCUGCCAGCAAUAUAGAUGAGACGUUAAGCACACUGAGAUAUGCUAAUCAAGCCCGUUUGAUAGUCAACAUUGCCAAAGUAAAUGAAGAUAUGAAUGCUAAGUUAAUCAGAGAAUUGAAAGCAGAAAUUGAAAAGCUAAAGGCAGCUCAAAGAAACAAUCGGAAUAUUGACCCUGAACGAUAUAGGCUCUGUCGGCAAGAAAUAACAUCCUUAAGAAUGAAACUGCAUCAACAGGAGAGAGAUAUGGCAGAAAUGCAAAGGGUGUGGAAAGAAAAGUUUGAACAAGCUGAAAAAAGAAAACUUCAAGAAACAAAGGAGUUACAGAAAGCAGGAAUAACAUUUCAAAUGGACAACCACUUGCCAAACCUUGUCAAUCUCAAUGAAGAUCCUCAGCUAUCAGAGAUGUUGCUAUAUAUGAUAAAAGAAGGAAAAACUACAGUUGGAAAGUAUAAACCACACUCAAGCCAUGAUAUUCAGUUAUCUGGGGUGCUGAUUGCUGAUGAUCAUUGUACUAUCAAAAAUGUUGAUGGAACAGUGAGUAUUAUCCCAGUUGGGGAAGCAAAGACUUACGUAAAUGGAAAACAUAUUUUGGAACCCACAGUAUUACAUCAUGGUGAUCGUGUAAUUCUUGGAGGAGAUCAUUAUUUUAGAUUUAAUCAUCCAGUAGAAGUCCAGAAAGGGAAAAGACCAUCCUGUAGAGAUACUCUUAUAAAUGAGGGUCCAAAAGACUUUGAAUUUGCAAAAAAUGAGCUGCUCAUGGCACAGAGAUCACAACUUGAAGCAGAAAUAGAAGAGGCACGAUUGAAAGCAAAGGAAGAAAUGAUGCAAGGAAUCCAGAUUGCAAAAGAAAUGGCUCAACAAGAGCUUUCUUCUCAAAAAGCUGCAUAUGAAAGCAAAAUAAAAGCACUGGAAGCCGAACUGGAAGAAGAGUCUCAAAGGAAGAAAAUACAGGAAAUAAAUAACCAGAAGGCUAAUCACAAAAUUGAGGAAUUAGAAAAGGCAAAGCAGCAUCUUGAACAGGAAGUAUUUGUAAACAAAAAGAGGUUAGAAAUGGAGACUUUGGCUACAAAACAGGCUUUAGAAGACCACAGCAUCCGCCAUGCAAGAAUUUUGGAAGCUUUAGAAACUGAAAAGCAAAAAAUUGCUAAAGAACUCCAAGUUCUACAGCAGAAUCGGAAUAAUAGGGAUAAAACAUUUACAAUGCAGCCAAAUUGGAGCUCCAUGAAACUCUCAGUGAUGAUUCAGGAAGCCAAUACCAUCAGCAACAAAUUAAGAAAACACUAUGUUUUUGACAGGCAUGAUGUAUCGGAUAAAGGAAGUUCUGAAGCAUUGGUUCAGGUUCAGGUUCGUAACCUGCAGCUAGGGAUCUCAACUUUCUGGAGUCUGGAAAAGUUUGAAUCUAAGCUUGCAGCAAUGAAAGAACUUUAUGAGAGUAAUGGUAAUAACAGGGGUGAAGAUGCCUUUUGUGAUCCUGAAGAUGAAUGGGAACCUGACAUUACAAAUGCACCAGUUUCUUCACUUUCUAAAAGGAGGAGCAGGAGUUUGAUGAAGAACAGAAGAAUUUCUGGUUGUUUACAUGACAUACAAGUCCACCCAAUUCAGAAUUUGCAUUCUUCACACUCUUCAGGCUUAAUGGAGAAAUCAAGUACCAUUUAUUCAAAUUCUACAGAAUCAUUUCUUCCUGGAAUUUGCAAAGAAUUGAUUGGUUCAUCAUUAGGUUUUCUUGGACAGAGUUAUGAUGAAGAAAAAACUAUGGCAGACAGCCUCACUUAUAACUUUCUUAAAAUUUAUAAUGGCAUAUUUGCCAUUUUCAAGGCUCAUGAAGAACAAGAUGAAGAAAGUCAUGAUAACUUGUACUCUUCUGAUAGAGCAACCCAGUCCUAUACUAUCCAGAUAGCAUGUGCUUUUGGGCAACUUGUGGUGCUAACUCAACACUGGCUGAAUGAUUUUUCACCUUGUAUAAGCACAGCAAGGCUUGAAGAUGAAUUGAGACAAGAAGUUAAGAAGCUGGGAGGCUAUUUACAGUUAUUUUUACAGGGAUGCUGUUCAGAUAUUUCAUCAAUGGUAAAAGAGGCUCAAAAGAAAGUGAUUCAAAUUAUACAGCAGGCUUUAAAGUAUGUGGGACAAUUAGUGGUUCUGAAAGGGAGCAAGCUACAUUUUCUGGAAAACAGUAACAACAAGGCCAUCAGUCCCCAGGAGGAUUUUAUGGAUGCUAUUUGUGAUGGUAUAGCCUUAGGAAUGGAGAGUCUAUUAGCUUCUGGACUGGAAAAAACAAAAGAACUUCAGCAUGAACUCUUAAGGCAGUAUACACAAAAUGAGGUUAUGAAACAGAUGAAAACUAAUGCCAUGGAAUUGAUUUGUUCUCUUGAAAAUGUUUUUGCUGAAUGGAAAAGGAAAAGUUUCAGAGCUCAAGUACAAGAAGAAAACUGUGAAUACAAAGAUCUGAAGAAGAUGUUUAACUUUGCUUCAGAAUUCUUGAAGUUAAAACAUUGCUUAGAACAAGCUAUUCAAAUUAUUGUUUCUGCAUUGAGAGGAUCCCACAGUGAUGUAAAUCUUCUGAAGAAUUGUGUUGAAAGUCUCUGCAACUUGGCCAGUGCUUUUCAUGAUUACUUCAAUGUACCCUCUACUUCUGUCAACAGCUAUGACAAUAGAGUAACUCAAGUUGGCCACAGAGAGCUAGAAUCUCUAGCCAAGUCACUUCUCUUAUGUUUUGAAUCAGAAGAAAGUCUGAAUUUGUUGAAACCUGGGGAAACGUGUAAUCAAAGUACCAGAGAAAAGCAGCAAUCUGAAUCAAGUAGGAAUAAAGGUGUGUCAGAGAGAGUCUAUGAACUCCAUGGCUUGGCUCCAGCAGUGAGCUCAAAAGAAGGCACAUCCAGUAAGAUUCAGUGGGUGUGA